UUUUCGUUGGUCUCUCCUGUACACGGCUGGCCGCCUGGGCCCUGGCCUCUCUCUCUCCCCCCUCUCUUUCUCUCUCUAAAACUAUUAAGAGGAUGUGUUCUUUCUCUUUCCUUCCUUUUGGGGUUCCUGGCUUCUCCGCCGUUACCCAGAGGUGUCUGAAGAUUCAAAUUAAUUAGAUUUUUGUAUGGGGAAGAGAAGAAACCCAUAGAUUUUUUAUCCACUUUUAUUAUUAUUAUUAUUAUUAUUACUAUUUGUUAUUUUUUGUUUUCUUGAUCGGCAAGCGGCAAGCGGCAAGCGGCAGGCGGCUAUCGGCAAUUGAAGAAGAGAAGAGCAGGUAAGAGAAUGGAGAGCAUUGCUCUAUGGCUAGGGCUUUCUCUUUCUACUCUUCUCUCGUGGAUUGUCGUGGCGUCGUACUUCAAUAUCACCCAGAAGCUUAGAUCUCUCAUCCAACCAUGGGUAACCCGCCGUGUCAUCGCAGACACCCCUCUCAUCCUUCAGAUCCAGAGCUUCCAGCAUCGUUUCUUGGAUGCCUUGUUUUCUGGUAUCUCGUGCGUUGUCUCCGUGCCCUUCUACACGGCCUUUCUUCCUCUGCUCUUCUGGAGUGGGCACAGUAAAUUGGCCAGGCAGAUGACCUUGUUGAUGGCUUUCUGUGAUUAUAUAGGAAACUCCGCCAAGGAUGUAGUCUCAGCUCCUAGACCCAGUUCUCCUCCCAUUAGGAGGGUAGCUGCUACCGAAGAUGAGAAAGAAAACGCAUUGGAAUACGGAUUGCCUUCUUCCCACACUCUUAACACAGUUUGCUUGGCUGGAUACUUGUUGCACUAUCUUCUGUAUUCCGCCGAUAAUACUGAUGCUACUCAAGUAAUGGCUGGAGUUACUCUGGGCUGUUUGUUUGUAGGACUCAUUGGCUUUGGAAGGAUUUACCUUGGCAUGCACAGCGUGGUCGAUGUCCUAGGUGGGCUUGUCGUGGGACUGGUGAUCCUUGCCUUUUGGCUCACUGUUCAUGAAUAUUUCGACAGCUUUAUAGUCUCUGGGCAGAAUGUCUCCUCCUUCUGGGCUGCCCUUAGUUUCUUAUUGCUCUUUGCGUAUCCAACCCCAGAGCUUCCCACACCAAGUUUUGAGUAUCAUGCAGCUUUCAGUGGUGUUUCGCUUGGAAUAGUCACGGGAGUCCAGCAAACUUACCUUCAGUUUCACCACGAAGACGUGCCACACAUCUUUAGCCCACAACUUUCGUUCCCAGUUUUUGUAGGAAGGGUGCUUGUGGGCAUUCCUACAAUAAUUAUUGUGAAGUUCUGCAGCAAGGCACUAGCUAAAUGGAUACUUCCUGUGGUGGCAAACACUUUAGGAAUCCCAAUAAAAUCAUCCAGCUACAUCCCUCAACUAAAUAGUUCUGUAAGUGGUACGAAAUCUAACGGAAGCCAGAAGAUGUUCUACUUUCCUCAGGAUUCUUUUGAUGUUGACACGGGCAUAAGGUUCCUCCAGUAUGCAGGUCUUGCAUGGUCGGUAGUUGAUCUCGUCCCAUCUCUAUUUGCUCACCUACGGAUGUAACGAACAAAUGCCUGAGUAUUGACUUAACUGCACCUCCGCUUACUGAGGGUUGCAAUAUUGAUUUUGUUUAUCACACAGAAUUCUUAGUCAAUCCGGAGAGGUCAUUGUACUAUUAUAUAUGUAUAUACUCAAGCCAUCAUUCGACCUACAAAUUGGCUCAUCAGUACGAGGUAUGAUCUUGCUUUGGAA
This is a messenger RNA of Macadamia integrifolia, 1734 nucleotides long. RefSeq names its product lipid phosphate phosphatase delta-like. The record is from RefSeq and is a predicted model, not a curated record. Gene Ontology annotation, cellular component: endoplasmic reticulum membrane. The transcript has 8 exons. NCBI's taxonomy places the organism in Eukaryota, Viridiplantae, Streptophyta, Magnoliopsida, Proteales, Proteaceae. Gene Ontology annotation, molecular function: sphingosine-1-phosphate phosphatase activity. Bases 343 to 1545 code for a protein of 400 amino acids.